UAUGAAAUGGCAUGCUAUUGAAUGACCCAAUGAUGGGAAUAUAAGGCAUGUUGCUGAUGGGGAGGCUUGGAAGGAUUUUGAUUCCUUGCACGAACACUUCACUAGAGAUCCUCGCAAUGUUAGAUUGUGUCUUUCAAGUGAUGGUUUCAACCCGUUUCGAAGCAUCUCCCAUAGCAUAUGGCCUGUUAUGUUAAUGAACUAUAAUUUAUCACCGUGGAUUUGCAUGAAGCCGGAGUAUAUAAUGUUGUCUAUGAUCAUUCUAGGUCUAUCAUCCCCAGGACAGGAUAUUGAUGUGUACCUACAACCACUAAUUGUUGAAUUGAAGGAACUGUGGGAAACGGGGAUGGAAACAUAUGAUGCUGAUUCUAAUCAAACAUUUCAAUUGCGUGCAGCCUCAUUGUGGACCGUUAGUGAUUUUCCAGCCUUAGUAAUGCUUUCUGGAUAGAGCACUAAAGGAAGAAAGGCAUGCCCAACUUGUAAUCAUGACACAUGCUCUCAAUAUGUCAAACAUAGUCGUAAGAUGUGUUACUUGGGUUAUCGGGUAUUUUUGCCUCCUGAUUAUCCAUUCCGAAGAUAUAAGAAAUCCUUUGAUGGUAAGGAGGAUCAUAGAUCUACACCUACUCCCUUGUCAGGCACAGAAAUGUUAGAGGAACUGCGCGAAUUCAAUAAUGUGUUUGGAAAGGACCAAAAGAAACGGCGUCGGGUUAUUGAGGGUCCAUGCAAGAAAAGAUCCAUCUUUUUUGAAUUGCCAUAUUGGGCACAUAACAAAAUGAGGCACAAUCUUGAUGUGAUGCACAUAGAGAAAAAUGUUUGUGAUAGUUUGGUUGGGACUUUGUUGGAUUUAGCAACUGGAAAGUCAAAGGAUCAUGUAAAUUCUCGCUAUGACUUGCAAGAAAUGGGGAUACGAAAAGAGCUUCAACCAUUAGAUAAUAAUGGAAAAGUUUAUUUGGCUAAAGGUUGUUUCUCCAUGAAACCAGAAGAGAAGAAGUUGUUUUGCACUAUUUUAAAAAAUGCCAAAUUACCAAAAGGUUGUGUCUCAAAUAUAUCACGAUGUGUGGAAGUGGAUGAGAUGAAAAUAUCAGGAUACAAGAGUCAUAAUCCUCAUUUUAUAAUGCAUUACUUGCUCCAGGUUGCUGUUAGAAAAAUAUUGCCCAUGAAUGUUUCUAUGGCCUUGAUUAGGUUGGGGAACUUCUUUAGAGCCAUAUGUAGCAAGGUUAUAAGGCCAAGAGAUCUCGAUAAAAUACAAGCUGAGAUCAAUGAAAUUGUUUGCGACCUUGAAAAGAUUUUUCCUCCAAGUUUUUUUUUGAUAUAAUGGUACAUUUGCCCAUCCAUUUAGUAAAUGAAAUUAAGCUUGGGGGUUCGACGCAUCUUCGUUGGAUGUAUUCCACUGAAAGAAACUUAGGUAAGUUUAAGGGGUUUGUUCGUAAUCGAUCUAAUCCAGAAGGGUCAAUAGUGGAGGGGUUUUUGGCCGAAGAGUGCUUGAUUUUUUGUUCGAAAUACCUACAUGAUGGAGUGAAAACAAGAUUUAGUCGGUAUCAAUCAGAGGUUGAUGAGGGAAUUGAAAAAGAGGGAAAUAAUUUGCCACCUAUAUUCCCUAAGACCGGCCAUCCAAUUGGAAGUGGGGAAAAAAAAACAAGAAUUUUGACAUGAAUUUACAGUUAUGUUCCAAAACACAUCGAUAUGUUUUGUUCAAUACUGGAGAUGAACAAGUGGAGAACUUUAUCAAGGAACAUAAGAGCUUAAUUGAUAAUCAUAGUAGAUCAAAUGCAUGGUUAAGAGCAUAGAGUCAUAGUCGAGAAUUCGCCAAUUGGUUUAAAAAGAAAGUUAAAACCAUUGAGGUGCCCAAUCAUUUAAUACAGCUAGCUAAAGGGCCAAAUACGGUGGCAAAAAGAUAUACUGCAUAUUUCAUCAACGGAUAUUGAUUUCAUACAAUGAAGCGGGAUAGCAGAUGCAAGACUCAUAAUUAUGGAGUGACAUUGUCAGCAAUGACGGAUAGUUUUGUUAGCAAAAUCCCAUCGAUGGAGAGGUUGUCUAUUAUGGAUCUAUUAAGGAUAUCAUUGAGAUUGAUUAUUGGAUUUGCUUUAGUGUUGUAUUAUUUGAAUGUGAUUGGUUUCAUAAUGAAAUAGAUGAAUAUGGGUUAACUCGGGUAUACUUCAAUAAAUUAUGUAGUACUGAAGACCCCUUUGUACUAGCAUCUCAAGUGCAUCAAUAUUUUUAUGUGGAGGAUCCAAUUGAGAAAUAUGUUUAUUAUGCAAGGAACAAAGUCCCUGUUGAUUUGUAUGAUUUGGAGAAAGAGAAUUGCCCUAAUAUUGGAGACACAUUUUGGAGGGAGCCCAAUGAUGACAUCGGUUCAUCAAAUAGAUUACCCAAUGUUGACCUCACAUGGUCGAGAGAAGACGUACCUGGUGAUGUCACUGAUAUGCCAUCUCAUGUACAAGAUUCAGAAGAUAUGGAAACAUCAGAAGAAGAGGAUAACUUUGAUGAUACUGAUUGGGAUUGGAUGGUGGCUGAUGAUUGAAGAAGGGACUUUUCAGCUUCUUUUAAAUAUAUAUAUACAAAUAUGGAAACUUUAGAAUAUUUCUCUGUUACAUUUUCUUUUUUGUACCAUCGUUUUGAAAAAAACUGGAAAAGAAUGUGGAUCUUGCCACUUUGAUUAUUUUGUA
Molecule: messenger RNA, 2663 nt
Organism: Lycium ferocissimum
Lineage: Eukaryota; Viridiplantae; Streptophyta; Magnoliopsida; Solanales; Solanaceae
Exons: 2
Coding region: 521-1312 (263 amino acids)
Source: RefSeq, a predicted model, not a curated record